AGCACUCAUUCAGCAUUCGCGCAUCAAACAUUUCUUUUCAUUACGAUUCAGUCGAUCGUUUGUUUAAAUAAAUUUAGUGUUAAAUAAGUGAAAAAGAAAUAAAUAAAAAAAAUAUUUAUAUAAAAUACCCAAGAAAAGAAAGAUUAUUACUUAAACUUCUCGCAUUGCAUACGGUUUGUCACCAGACGUGGUCUUAAAAUUAAAUGGAUCGUGAGGAGGAAAUCAAGAACAUGAAAUAAAAUACACAGACUUGAGAAGAAACACGAAGAAAAUGUUUAUAUAAAUUGCUUUCAAAAUAUAGCAACAACAACGACAAUAAGGCUGCAUUAACAAACAACAAAAAGUGUUGAAAAUAAACAUUUUUAACGAAAAGAAUAAUUAAUUGAAAUUAACAAAAAAAGUACAUUUAAGAAUUGUAAUUGUAUAAAACUUUCAACAACUCUUGAAGGCUUUGAAAAGUUUCAAAGAAAACUAAAUAUAAAGUGAAAAAAUCUUAGUUGUUGUUGGUUUUUUUUAUUUAAGUUUAAUUUUGAGAAUAACUAUUGUUAAAAUAGCGAAAGCGUUACAACGAAAGUGCAGUGAAAAUGUUUCGACUAUUGCCAGCAGCCGAAGAAGCAACAACAACAUUAAUACCAAACACAAAAAUGAACACUUUACCAAAAAGUGUUAACAUCAAAAUCAACAGCAAAAAAACUCUACAAUUCUGGCACUGGCAUCAGCAGCUACAACAACAACACCACCAACACCGCCACCAUCAUCAUCACCGCCAGCAACUUAAUCAACAGCAGCAGCAACAUCAUCCUCUCAUGCUGUUUAUUUGUAUAAUACUGGCUCUUUGCCAGCAUGUUCAUACUGCAGCAGUUACCGAUUCUCCAAUUAAAAUUAUAAAAUUACCUGCACAGGCUCCAGUUAUACGUUAUAGCCGCAUAGAGUUACAACCAGAAGAAAAAUUGGCAGUAGGAAACGAUUCCGUAUUAGUAACAACAGAAAAUUCGGGAUUGUUGCAGCAAACAGAAGCAGAUUUUCAAAAUGAUGAUCCUUUAGGUUUACUCAAUUUGAGUGGAGCCAUGAAUACUUUAAUACCACGCCAGAAUCGUGGUAGCAACAGCAAUUGUCCAAGAUCCUGUCCGCCUAGUAUGACAGUGGGUGCUGAGCCAGUAUGUGGUUCGGAUGGUUUGAUUUAUGCCAAUUUAUGUGAUAUGAAAAAGAAAACUUGUUCCAGAAAUGGUGCCAUAAAGCAGGAUGUUAGAGAUGGUUGUGAAAGAGCUCGUGGUUCCGAUUGUAAACAUCGUUGUCCUAGUGAAAAGGAUCCUAUAUGUGGUACUGAUGGCCGUACUUACUUAAACAGAUGCAUGUUACGUGUACAAGCUUGUCGUGUUGGCAUGGCUGCGGUUAAGAUGGCCCAUGUAGGACCUUGCAGUAAUACAAGCGCCAUACGCGAAUCUUGUCCCGUGGAUUGUAACAGUGCCCCUAAGGAUGGUCCUAUUUGUGCUUCAGAUGGCAAUGUCUACAAUUCCACCUGCGAAAUGAAACUAUUGACUUGCGGUCAAGGUGUGGUAAAAACCAGCCGUAAACACUGUCAAUCAACUAGAAUGUGUCGUGAAUCAUGUUGGCGUGUUGCUCGACCCACUUGUGGUUCAGAUGGCAGACUUUAUGCUAGUCCCUGUAAAAUGCGUUCCUCCAAUUGUGGCAAACAUGUGUUUGAAGUGCCGCUGUCAUUCUGUAUGUCUCAAGAACGCAAUGGAAAUCAGGUGGAAAACUGUCCUACCGAAUGUCCCAAAACUGACAGUGCGGCAUAUGUAUGUGGUAGCGAUGGUAAUAUUUACUCUUCGUUGUGUGAAUUAAAAAUGUUAAAUUGUGGGCCUCAGCGUAAAUCUAUACAAAAGAUGAGUAUGGAUAAAUGUAAGACACGUUUGUCUAGAUGUAAACAACUGCCUCCCUGCAAAGAUUUCAAUAAUCUUUUUGGUUCUAUAUUCUCUUCCAAAAAAAGUGAUAAAUUGUGUGGCACUGAUGCCAAGACUUACAAUAAUGAAUGUGAAUUGGCUCAUGCUACUUGUUUGCGAGGAGUUAAUUUGGCCCAUAUUGGACCCUGCACCGAUUUAAAAUCACCGCCCAAAGACUGUGGCGAACGUUGCACCAAACAAGAUAUUGAAGGAGGGCCCGUAUGUGGUUCUGACGGCAACACUUAUGCCUCCAACUGUGAAUUUAAACGUAGAACUUGUCAUUUAAGAGUUGUACAAGUAUCCUUGAAAAACUGCCUUUUAACAGCAGACUGUGAAACCGAUUGUGAUGCUCAACCGCCCAAUUUUGUGUGUGGUUCGGAUAAUAAAUUCUAUAAAUCAGAAUGUCACAUGCGCAAGGAAAAUUGUGGCAAACACGUUUUCGUUGUGCCACUAAAAAGAUGUUUAAGUAAUGUGCAAUUUAAAGGUUGUGCCAAAAUAUGUCCACCCGACUUUGAACCGGUUUGUGGUACCGACAAUAUGACCUAUUCGAAUGAGUGCUUUUUGGAUAUGGAAAACUGUCAUAGCAAUAACACAAUAGCGAUAUUACAUUAUGGUGCUUGCGGUCGACCAGAAGCACCCUCAACGAAUUUCUUAUAUUAAAGAAAAUAUAAUAUUUCAUCAUUGUUGUCCACAGUUGUCUAGUUGAAAAUUGAACAACAACAUUAAAUUGCUAAAUGAACGAUUAUUAUUAUUAUUUUUUUUUACAUAUUUAAUAUAUUUAUGAAAUUAUUUAUUUGCUUAGUUUAAUAAUUGUUAUACGAUAAGACAUUUUUUAUAUCUAACUUUAUAAUAUAAAUUUAAUUCAAUUAAAAAAAAAUGAAAUAAAUAAAUUUGUGUGAUUAUAACUUAAGCGGAAUCGUCGAAGAGUUUAUUUAGGUUAGCCUUAAUUUCGUGAGGCUUAAAUUUAAUAUACUUAUCAGGAUUUUUACUAAAUUGGACACCAGCAUACCUAUAAAGGAGUAUAAAUGUAAGAAGAAUUAAAAAAAAAAUUAGGAAAAAUUUGAAAUGGAAUUUCAAAGAAAGUAUGUAGGUGCAAAUGAUAAGAUUUGAAUGUAAAUAGAACAUAUGAAUCUUUUUAACUUUAAGGUUAUUUUACCAGUUUUAGCUUUUUUUAAGUCUAUGAGUCGAAUUUUGUUUUAAAACUGGUAUGUGUUUGUAUUAAUACGAAAAAUUAAAAUAGAAAACACAAAUGUACUUACACAUUGAAAAAUUCAUUAUAUUUGGGCAAAAUAUGUUCCUCAUUAUCGCGCUUAAUACCUUGUCGCAAAGUAACAUCCGGUAUUGAGAUACCUCUUUGAAUUUUACAAGCUUCUUCGAAGUCUUUGUUAAAAGUC
Lucilia cuprina (Australian sheep blowfly) is the source of this 3337-nucleotide messenger RNA. RefSeq names its product agrin. Gene Ontology annotation, biological process: cell differentiation; multicellular organism development. Gene Ontology annotation, molecular function: protein binding. NCBI's taxonomy places the organism in Eukaryota, Metazoa, Arthropoda, Insecta, Diptera, Calliphoridae. The transcript is spliced from 7 exons. The coding region runs from base 585 to 2603 and encodes 672 amino acids. The record is from RefSeq and is a predicted model, not a curated record.